Messenger RNA from Trypanosoma conorhini, 1805 nucleotides. Its product is annotated as trans-sialidase. Gene Ontology annotation, biological process: oligosaccharide catabolic process; ganglioside catabolic process. Gene Ontology annotation, molecular function: exo-alpha-sialidase activity. Lineage: Eukaryota; Euglenozoa; Kinetoplastea; Trypanosomatida; Trypanosomatidae. The record is from RefSeq and is a predicted model, not a curated record. The transcript has a single exon. The annotation marks the transcript as partial. Gene Ontology annotation, cellular component: intracellular membrane-bounded organelle; membrane; cytoplasm.
AGGCGGGCCGCAGGUCUCAGUUGGACGGUCCCAAGCCCGUGGUUGAGGCGAAUAAGAUUUUUCUGCUCUUGGAGCGUCUCCAUGUGACGAGUGAAAAACGGGCAACCUUCGGCCUGCAGCUGGUGGUUGGCGAGGUUGGGGAGGCUAACAGUGGUGGCAAACGCAUCACGUGGGACGCCGAGAGCCCGCUGGAGGAAAUGGUUAAUUCCCAGCUGACCAUGAGGUCAUGGAGUCAAUUCCAGGGCAGCAACGGCAGGGGCGUGCUGAUGCGCGACGCCACGAUUGUCUUUCCUCUUGUGGCUGUGAAGGCGGACGGCAAGAAGGUCUGCACAGUCAUCUACUCAAAGGACAACGGCGGGACCUGGCAGUUCCCCGCGAAGGGCUCUGCUGUGGAGGACUGCUCCGACCCCAACCUUCUCGAGUGGGAGGGGCAGCUGCUCAUGGUUGCCACGCACGCAACCCAUCAUAAGAGGGUGUAUGCGUCCAGCGACGUGGGGGAGACGUGGAUGGAGCUGAGCGGCACGCAUUCGAACGUCCUGAGUGAGGCCAUGAAGGCCGCGCCGACUGGGAGUCGAGUUGACAUCGUGACGGCAACCAUCGGGGGGAGGCAGGUAAUACUGUUUACUGUGCUUGGCCUGUUUGCUGAUGGUAGGCGAGGCAAGGACGCAUUGCAUCUUUACAUGACGGACAUGACUCGAUUCUAUCCUCUUGGGCCGAUAUCUGAUGCCGAUGGUGCCGUGAAGACCUCCAGCAGUCUGCUGUACGCGAAUGACGAAUUGUUUGCCCUGUACGAUCGGAAAGCAGGCGCAGCUUCGGUGGUUGCUCUCACGCACCUCUCUGCGCAGCUGGAGGAGAUAAAGCGUGUGCUGCGGACCUGGGACGCCGUCGACGAGAAGGUGGCGCGUCUUUGCGGCUCCGCCGGCAAGGGAGGAGUCGCGGCCGGCAGCGCCUGCAGCCCGCCGGUGCCCACGGCUGGGCUGGUCGGCUUUUUGUCCGGCGGGGGCGACAGUGAGAUCUGGGAGAACGAGUACCUCGGGGCGAAUGCCUCGGUGAGUGGAGCCGCAGCGAGGGUCGACGGGGGCGUGAGGUUCAAAGGGGGCACCGCAGCGGGAGAGUGGCGUGUGGGGAAUCGAUGGAAGAACCACCGCUUCCACUUUGUAAAGGACAACUUCACGCUUGUGGCGACGGUGACCAUCGAAACGGAGCCGUCUGGCGGCGGCAGCCCUGUUCCUGUGUUGGGUGUGCGCGGUGGCGGAGGGGAGGCGAGGCUGAUGGAGCUCUCGUACACCGCGGACCGUAAGUGGGCGGCGACGUUCAGCGGGGCGACGGCGCAAGUGGGCGGCGGGGCGUGGGAGCGGAACAGGGCGCACCAAGUGGCCCUCGUGCUGCAGGACGGCAGCGGCUCCGCGUGGGUGGACGCCCAGGCGCUGGGGAGCCCGGUGCGGCUGCACGCGGCUGGGGCGGCGGGGCUCGAGGUGUCGCAGUUCGACUUUAUGGGCGGCGACCGCGCGGGCACCGGCAACGGCCAAGUGACGCUGACGAAUGUGCUGCUGUACAACCGCCCGCUGAGCGCCGCGGAGCUGCAACUGUUCGUUCCGCGCGGCGGGCAGACGGGGGCGGGUUCCCGGGCGGGGGCGGAGGACGGGGCGCCGGGCACCGCGGAUUCCGCCGCCCACCCGCCAGCCGAAGCUCCGGCCCCGGGGCGCGGGGAGGAGGCGCCGACGCCCUCGCCGCCAGCCAGGAGGGGCCCAGCGCGAGAAGCGGCGCCAGUGACGCCAAUGGCGCAACCGCCCCUUCGCCGGUAA